Messenger RNA from Pelobates cultripes (western spadefoot toad), 887 nucleotides. The record is from the annotation of a GenBank genome assembly. NCBI's taxonomy places the organism in Eukaryota, Metazoa, Chordata, Amphibia, Anura, Pelobatidae.
AUGUGUCUCCUUUCUCAGCAGCACAAAGAGCGCUGUAAUGUAUCUGGCGUUUGGAUGAACUCCCUGGGUUCUAUGCUCACCCUCUCAGUUGAUGAAGGUUCCCAUCUCAGAGGUUUCUUUAAGUCCUCUGUAGAGUCCUCCCCAGGGGCUGCAGGGGAAAACAUGAUUGGGAAAGUGUCAGGAGUCCUGGGAAGUGGUAUGCAACCAACACUUGCAAUGUCAGUCACCUGGAGUGGAGGUAAGUCAUGUAUUUUAGGCUAACUUACUUGACUUGAUUCUUGUAAACAUUCUAAAUAUAUGCUAGAAUGUGUAAAUUCAUAAAUUGAGCAACUCAAAUGGUGUAAACAUGCUUUCUACAUGUGGUACUAAUUUAAAGAAAUACUACAGCACCAGCCCUUUGCACAUUCCUCCUGAUAAUGUGCAUGUUCCUUUUCUGCAGGCUCAGUCAGUACUUGGGCUGGCCAGUGUUUCCAGGGACUGAAGACUCCUGUCAUUAGAACAAUGUGGCUACUGAGGUCACAGGUUGACACAGAAGACAAAAACUGGAUGGCAACUAGGUAAUGUCUUAUGAACUUCUGUCAGACUAAAAGCCUUUUGCAAUUUUAUAACUUCCAGUCUGCAAGUCGCUGCUCUACACCUUCCUCCCAACAGAAGCCACCUUGUCUCUUUGCCUCUGUUUAUAAAUCCAUUGCAUUUGUCUCCUUCAGAUUACAUUCUCUAUACUGCUGUGGCUUCUUUUAAUAGACUUCAUCUUGCUACAAACGGUUUUUGAUUUAUGCAUUGGACAUCCUAAAUACUUCAUAAUGAUUAUUUUUUUUUUUUUUUCUCUUUGCAGGAUUGGAGAAGAUACCUUCCACCCCAAAAGACGUGAACUAAGUCUCUCCUAA